CUCCCUCCUCAGUGUGAACUCAACAUGGUAAUUUGAGCAAACGGGGGAGGGGAGUGGAAUAAAAACCUCAGCAGUCAGUCAGAGGUGUGGGGACAGACGGAGCAGAAAAGACGCUCACACGUGGAGGAACAAACGGAGCUUCACUUUUAUUAAGGGGACAUAUUACCCGAAGUCUUAACGAGCAGUCGGCUGCUGUCUUUAAAUGGGCACAACAAUGCUCCUGGAAGAGACAAAUAGGUGACUGGAAAGAAGCGCUUUCUUGUUAUCUUCUGCCAUUGAUUAAGAAAAUAAAAGCAGCCCAGAAAGUGGGCACACAGCAGGGAGAGCAGGGUUAUGGAAAACCCCUGGAGGAGGAGGACGCAGGCGGGGAGAUGGAAGUUGCUGAGGAACUCGCUGCUGCUUUGUUUAUUCACGGGCAGCAGUGAAGCCCAGUGUGAGGGCUGUAUAGAGUAUUGCUGCGAUGGAUCGCCGCCUUUCUGCUGCUCCUACUACGCCUACGUGGGUGACGUCCUCUCGGGCACCGCUAUCUCCGGUAUCGUCUUCGGCGUGGUGUUUCUGAUGGGGGCGGUGGCAGCCUUGUUCCUGUGCGUGUGUAUGUGCAUGAAGAACGGGCGGGGCGCGCGGGUCGGCGUGUUCAGCACCUCCUACAUCAACACUGUGACGCAGGGUUACCCAGGUCCUCCACCUCCGUACACCUACGACUACGAGAUGUACCCUCCCUCGCUGCACCCCCCGCCUUACACUCCAACUCAGCCUCGGUCGGCCAACUACUCCCCUCCUCCUCCGUACCCCGGCUGCACCCGCAAGUGAAAUGCCCUGAAUAGAUCAUCUACCUGCCAGCUCAAAAGAAACUGUCAUGGCCUAUGUUUCCGGACCUGGAUGGUUGUACAUCUUUGGCCUCGAACAGGGUUAAUCACAAUUUAAGGAUCCCGCAUACAUUUCCACAUUUAAAAAAAGGGUGGCCCAGUGCAACAUUGUUCAGCAGGCCAGAACUCCCAGCUACGAGUUGUCACUGCAUUUCUGCUGGAGUCUUGAAAUUAAUAAUAGUUGAACACAAUGUUGGUCAGAACGGCCCACAUUCUGAUAGACUUAACUGUUAGCAGCCGUGCUAGCCUGCAGCCUCCCCGCUAAUAACCAAAAUUCUUAUCCGUCCCCGGCUGUGCACAUCAAAGGCACCUCGCCACUUUGAUGAAGGUGAAGACCACUUUUGUCAGGAUGGAGGGGAACCUCACAUCUCACAUUUCACAUCUUACAUUUUUUUUUUAAAGGUAAUACAAAUGAAGCUUUAUUAUGUUUCUUAAACUCUUUAAGACAGAAAGUAUUUCCAGGACACAGUGUAGACUCUGCUUUUAUGAAAAGUUACCUAUUUUUAAUAAAACUUGAUUAAUGUCAGCGAGUGAGGUGGAUUAAUGCCAUGUGUAGACAUAAAGACUUGAACAUAAUGCAUAAUACUGACUUUAAUGGCUACUUGAGAGGACUGAGUCAUUGGUAAUGGACUGUAUUUUAUUGCCUUACUUGAAACAUUGUGAGGGUGAAAACUGAAAUGGGGGGGAAAACAUUUUUUUGUUGAAAAUAAUUCACCCAGUUCAGUUUUCAAAAUUGUGGAAAAUAAGAAAAUUCUUGAAAAUUGUGAAGCAUUCAUACUUUUUGAAUUGCAGUUGUAGGCUAAUUAUAGUUUGUAAUUGAGAGUGGAUUGGCCUCACUGCUAUGACUGAUACAUGUGAUGGAUGACUGUGAAUGACGGAAGGGAUUUAACUGUAAUAUUAAUGAGUCAGGUAAAUUAAUUUGUGUUUCUUUACUGUUUCAGUGCCUGUGUUGUAAAUUAAAGAUGUGAUUAAAACGUUUUUAAUGUAUAAAAAA
Cottoperca gobio is the source of this 1860-nucleotide messenger RNA. It is a transcript of the gene cyyr1, whose product is annotated as cysteine/tyrosine-rich 1. NCBI's taxonomy places the organism in Eukaryota, Metazoa, Chordata, Actinopteri, Perciformes, Bovichtidae. Bases 334 to 810 code for a protein of 158 amino acids. The record is from RefSeq and is a predicted model, not a curated record. The transcript is spliced from 4 exons.